AUGGAUCAAAAUUCCUUUUAGAUUAAAUGUUAACGUAAGCAUUUCUUAAAAGACAAACAUUAUCAUCUUUUAAUUGAUGAUGAUCGCAUAUCAAUAUCACAAGUAAAAUAACAUUCACACUAAAAGAGUCAGUAAACUUUCAAUAAUCAAAGUACAUCCUUGAUUUGAUAUUCCAAAAUUUAGUAUUUUGGAAAACAGAUGAAAAUUAACUGAUUGCAUUUGGUAUUAAAUAUAAUUAAGUUCUUAAAUGGUUUCAUGCUGAGAAAACUGCUCUAGAAGCACUGUAUAGAGAAUUACAUACUCGUGUAUUCUUUGGAAAUAUAUCAGCAAUAUAUGAAAGUAAAGAAAUACUUGGUGCUGGUGCAUCAUGUAAAGUUUAUAAGGUUGUUAAUAAGAUUACACAUUAUGAGUUUGCUUCAAAAUGUAUAAGAAAAGAUUAUGUAUUUAAGAGAAAUGAUAAAGAAAGAUAUGUAUAUUAUUUAAAUAUAUUAGAAUCGCUUAAUCUAAGAAAUAGAAUUAAUGAGAUUAGUCGAACAUAAUUCAAUAGUUAAAAUGGUCGAUCUUUAUGAAGGAGAGAAGUCUUACUAUAUAAUUAUGGAAUUACUUAAAGGUGAAACAUUACACACAUUCACAAAAAAGACAAAAUUGAACAUUUAUUAAAUAAAGACUGUUAUGAAUGUAUAAUAAUGAUAUAAAUGAAUAGAAAUGUUUGAAAGCAUUAUGUUAUUUGAAUUUACUUAAUAUUAUUCAUAGAGAUUUAAAAUUAGAAAAUUUAGUGCUUUUAGAACCAAAUAAUGUAGAAACAGUUAAAAUUAUAGAUUUUGGAUUAGCAAUUCCAUUAUCAACACCUCAACUUUAAAUAUGUGGAACUCCUGGUUAUAUUGCACCAGAGAUGUUUAUUGAUAAAUAUCCAUAUACUACAAAAGUUGAUAUGUUUAGUUUAGGUUCUAUAUUUUAUAAGUUACUAAGUAGAAAAUCUUUAUUUAGUGGGAAUAAUAGUGAUGAAAUACUUGAAAAUAAUAAAAGAUUUAAGUGUAAUAAUCAUCUUAAGAAUUGUUCUCAUGAGAUUUUAGAUUUGUUAAAAUAAAUGUUAUAAAAGGAUCCAAAUAAAAGAAUAUCUCCAGAAUAAGCUUUAUUACAUCCUUUUUUUGAUGAUACAAUUUAAGGUAAAUUACCAUAUUAUUUACACUUUAGGAGACUUAGGAGUAGCAGAAGAAAGUCCACAUGAAAUUGUAAAAACAUUUCCACAUAUCAAACCUAUGUAGAUUAGCAAUUCUAAUGACAAUAUUAAGAUUUAAGUAAUUAGAGGAAGUCAACCUAGUUUUGAUUUAAGUUUAGGAUCAAAUUAUUUUCCUUCAUUUGAUGAUAUUAAUAAAAAAUCAAGAAAUGGUAGUGAUCACAUUAUUGAAUGA
Molecule: messenger RNA, 1412 nt
Organism: Paramecium pentaurelia
Lineage: Eukaryota; Ciliophora; Oligohymenophorea; Peniculida; Parameciidae
Source: the annotation of a GenBank genome assembly